This is a messenger RNA of Tribolium madens (black flour beetle), 2964 nucleotides long. RefSeq names its product DENN domain-containing protein 1A-like. Gene Ontology annotation, cellular component: intracellular membrane-bounded organelle; cytosol. Lineage: Eukaryota; Metazoa; Arthropoda; Insecta; Coleoptera; Tenebrionidae. The transcript has 14 exons. The coding region runs from base 163 to 2526 and encodes 787 amino acids. The record is from RefSeq and is a predicted model, not a curated record. Gene Ontology annotation, biological process: endocytic recycling; endocytosis. Gene Ontology annotation, molecular function: phosphatidylinositol phosphate binding; guanyl-nucleotide exchange factor activity.
AUCUUUAUCUCACCCACUAGAUCCUUCAGUCUGUCAGUGUUCGUGGAAAUUGGUGGUUGUUUUUCUCGUGAGUGCCCCAAUAUGUGUUAAAAUUCGUGCAAUGCCCCCAAAAAUCUCCAGUUUUGUUCCACCCACCAUGGAUAAUUAAUAGUGACCACCAGCAUGGGUUCCAGGAUACGCGAGAACGUCAAACACUUUUUCGAAUGCUUCUGCGAGGUGGUGCCCCCCACGGGGGACAAAGCGGCCUGGAUCAUUCAACAGUACCCCGACAAAUACAAGGACGAGGAAGUGCUCAAAGCUGUACCAAAUUUUGCAUAUCCUUACAAAUUCGAAAAUACUGUUAUUCAGCAUUAUUCCUUCGUCCUGACGGAUUUGGAGUCGAAAUGGACGUUCGGUUUCUGCAGACACGACCCGAGAUCAGAGACCGCGAUUGUGGUCCUGAGUUAUCUUCCGUGGCAUCAAGCGUUUUAUAAGUUUCUAGAUAACAUAGCAGUAUUAAUGACCAGUCCACGAUCGGAAGACUUGAGCGAAUUCUUGUCAGCCGUAUACAACACGAAAUUAGCGGAAGCGGGUAAAUAUUUCACUGUUCCUUUCAACCGAGGAGAGAGUACCUUCGCCGUUGAGGUUCCAAAACCGUUCCAGUUACCGAGCAUACCGGAAAACAGAAACCUCACGGAGUAUUACAACGCCGUUGAUUCUCACAAUAUGAUGAUAAUCUUUGCUUCUAUGUUGUAUGAAAGGAGGAUUAUUUUCACGUCCAAAAAACUGAAAAGAUUGAGUGCUUGUGUGCAAUCGGCCAACGAUGUGAUUUAUCCAAUGAUAUGGCAGCACAUCUUCAUUCCAGUGCUUCCCAUGGCACUGAUAGAUUAUUUGCUAGCGCCGAUGCCUUUCCUUAUUGGUGUACCUGAUGAAGUAAUGAAGAAAGUGCAAAGACACGAAAUCGGCGAGGUGGUGAUCUUGGACGCGGACGCAAAUACCGUCACGACGCCAUUCGACGACCUCAAUAAUCUACCUCAAGAAGUGAUUACGUCGCUGAAACGACAAUUGAAAAAUAAGUCGGCCCUAUUGGGUGAUGGUGUAUCACGUGCGUUUCUUCGGGCUCUUGUUCAAUUAAUUGGAGGAUAUCGGGACGGACUUAGGAUACAAGAGGCACAAAAAAUCACCUUCGACCAGGAGAAGUUCAUCGAGACGAGGCCGGUGUCGUUUCAGCCGUUCCUGAGGGAGAUGCUGCAUUUGCAAAUCUUCCAACAAUUUAUUGAGGAAAGGCUUGCAAUGUUGAAUAACGGUCUCGGUUUUUCCGACGAAUUCGAAAUGGAAACAUUCCGCUACUCUGUCCAAUCCGGCUCGAAACUGAAGCAACAAUACAAAGACUGGACAUCAACAAUGAAAAAAGAAGGUUCAGCCUUUUUCAAAAGUGUCAAAGAAAAGGCCAAUCCGGCUGUUAAGUCCGCUGUUAAAACGGUGAAAGACGGCGGUAAGGGUGUGAAAAGUGCCUAUCGGGGUCUACGUUCCCGUUUGAAGGAAAACCAAGGUCCGCAACAGCUCCAAAACGGCCUCGACAGUCCCAAUGAUAAGCCUCGUUCGGCUCCUAAUUCGCCGACCGGAAAACGGCGUACAUUCGUCGGCAUCAGUGUGCCUACAAAUCACCGGAAAGAUACGGCAUUGUCGUUCAAAAGUUCAGGCUUUGAAAGGUCGUAUAGUCCAUUAAGUCCCACUUCGCAACCCAUCUCACCGGAUGGUGGUUUGGACGCGUCUCGAAGCGGUAGUCCCAAUCUGGAGUUCCCUCGUAUCGACUUGAUGAAUGAAAUGAAGGAUUUAUUGCAGCUACGUUUGGACACCCCACCAGUGGACCGAUCCUUAAAACCGGUCCGUAGCUUGGAAAACUUCAAACAGCACACAUCCCCGUCAUCGAACAGCCCCGACCGUUGGGUGUUCCCGUCGCGUACCAGCGCCCCCAUGGCCUCCCCCCCUAAACGUUUCUUCCUCCCCAAUCAACCCUCUUCCGAAACCCAAAACCUCCUCCAAUCCCCCGACGAUGUGUUUUCCUCCCCGCCAAUCCCACCUCGCGAGGCCAAAGAUCUAUUCGGGACGACACCGUUCGUGGUCGCUGAGGGACACAGCGAGAACGGCGAUCCCCUUUUCCUUGUCGCUAAUCAACACUCUAUUGAUAUCGUUAAGCUAUCACCGCCUACUUGUUCGCCUCGGCGGAAGCCUGAAGAUAUGGAGGAUUUAAUUCGGCUGGAUUCUACGUCCGAUACGGAUGAUUUUGAUCCACUCAAGUCGAAUUCGUACAACAGUGGCGCCCCCGCACCGUUGAGUCUUUCGAAUCCGCUCUACACGUAUGAGAAUCAUUCGACGAAACAAAAUGGUUCAGUGCAAAAUAGAAACGAUCAAGAUUUACUCCAAGAGUACGGUUUAGAUUUUAGUUUUUCGAGUGUGCAAAAUCAACAAAUAUUCGAUCCGUUUGCUAGUACUAGUGCGAGUAACAAAGUCAAUUCUCAAAGUCAGUGGACUAGAUUCGAUUGAAAAGUGAUAUUAAAAAAUUUUAUACGGUUUUUAUGAAAGUGCAACGUUUGUGUUUUUAUUUACAAAUUUUAUUUAUACACGAGUUAUGUAUGCAUAUUUGGGCGGAUAUAUCAAGUUACGUAAUUUAUAUUAUUUUUUAUUAUGAUGUACAAUUUUUCCUAGGUAAGAAGCAACGUAAACAUACCUAAAAUGAAGACUCGGAAAAUUAUAGAAUUAGCUGUGAUACUCCUUAUUUGUUUAUCAUUCAAAAUCGGUUUAUUUUUUGUUAGAUUGCACGUUAUAAAUAAAAAAUAUCAAUUUACAACUAUUUUGUCGUAUAUAGACCAACAACUUAAAAUUGGAAAAGUUUAUUAUGUCUGAACUUAAAAUAGGCUAAGCUAUAAUACUGUGAUUGUAACAAUUGUAUAUUCACCUGAUUAAAUUGUAAAUGCCUCGUAA